AUGGCUCAGGCGGGGAGAUUCCUGGCCUGGCUGCUGCUGGUGGCCCUGGGCCUGCUAGGUGGUGGAUGCCGAGCGGAGCGGGACUGCAGAGUGAGCAACUUCAGAGUCCAAGAGAACUUCGAGAAGGCUCGUUAUGCUGGCACCUGGUACGCCAUGGCCAAAAAAGACCCUGAGGGGCUGUUUCUGCAGGACAACGUGGUAGCCCAGUUCACCAUAGAUGAGAAUGGACAAAUGAGCGCCACCGCCAAGGGCAGAGUCCGGCUGUUUAAUGAGUGGGAUGUUUGUGCUGACAUGAUUGGCUCCUUCACUGACACUGAGGAUCCUGCCAAGUUCAAGAUGAAGUACUGGGGUGUAGCCUCUUUUCUCCAGAAGGGAAAUGAUGAUCACUGGGUGGUCGACACAGAUUAUGACACUUAUGCGCUUCAUUACUCCUGCCGCCAACUAAAUGACGAUGGCACCUGUGCUGAUAGUUACUCCUUUGUGUUCUCCCGGGACCCGAAGGGAUUGCCACCCGAGGCACAGAGAAUUGUCAGGCAAAGGCAGGUCGACCUCUGCUUGGACAGAAAAUACAGAGUUAUUGUCCAUAAUGGAUUCUGCGUUUAAGGAGUUUUGAAACUAUGGAAGCAAAUCAUGUAACAUCAAUAUGGAUGUAAA
Molecule: messenger RNA, 654 nt
Organism: Chelonoidis abingdonii (Abingdon island giant tortoise)
Lineage: Eukaryota; Metazoa; Chordata; Testudines; Testudinidae
Gene: RBP4
Product: retinol binding protein 4
Biological process (GO): retinol transport
Molecular function (GO): retinol transmembrane transporter activity; retinol binding
Source: RefSeq, a predicted model, not a curated record